Messenger RNA from Amblyraja radiata (thorny skate), 1258 nucleotides. Its product is annotated as MAR-binding filament-like protein 1. Gene Ontology annotation, cellular component: Golgi apparatus. The transcript is spliced from 8 exons. The record is from RefSeq and is a predicted model, not a curated record. Lineage: Eukaryota; Metazoa; Chordata; Chondrichthyes; Rajiformes; Rajidae. Bases 1 to 960 code for a protein of 319 amino acids.
AUGGAGGAGCUGCCUACCCUGUUGCUGGAAAACCUGAAGGAAAAACUCCGUGAAAACGAAGAGGCAUUAUUAGAAAGGACACAACUUGUGGAUGUGUUGGAGAAAAAGCUUGAUGGGAAGAAUCAGGAGCUAGCGUUGCUGGAAAACCUGAAGGAAAAACUCCGUGAAAACGAAGAGGCAUUAUUAGAAAGGACGCAACUUGUGGAUGUGUUGGAGAAAAAACUUGAUGGGAAGAAUCAGGAGCUAGCGGAGUUAGUUGAAGAUUUGAGCGACAUUGAGAUGGAAAAUGAAGAACUCAAGGACAAGCUUCUGGCUGAAAAACACGGAAUGAGAACCAAGGUCCGAAAUAUGACGGAAAAGCAUGAGGCAGAUUUUAAAAAACUCAACAGAAAACACAGGACUCAGCUCCGUACAAUCAGUGAGAAACAUGCUGAAGAAACAUCACUGAAAGAUCAGUGCUGUGUACAACUUAACAAAGAUCUGCAACUUUUACAAUCUCAUGCCUGCGCACCUCUUGCAGAACAGGCAACUUGUUCUUUAAAUGAUUACACCAAACAGAAGAUUGGGGAACUGGAAGAACAAGUGAGGCUUAUGACGCAAGAGGCUGAAAAAUCAGAGGCCAGGUUCAUUACAAUGGAAGCUCAGUCCAAAUUGAAAAUCAAUCAGAUUGAAGAGGAGCUGGACAAUGUACAGGAAAAGGAAGAACUGGAAACCCUUCAGCAAACAACACAGCAGGAGCGCAGAGAGCAAGUUCCGUCCUCCUGCAAGAAUGAAUUGGCUGAGCUAAGGCAUGGACCUCUUCUUGUCAGACCAGCACCCAGGGAGCAAACCAUUGAAGUGGAAUCAAUCGAGGAAUGUGAGGAGGCUUUGGAGAUAAACCCCAGUGAACAGGUGGUGGUGGCACGGAAGGCGAAGAGUCGAGUGAAUUUCUUCAAACGCUUAUUUACUGCCCGAAAAUGAAGACUUCCCGGACCAGGUCACGCUACUUGGUCUUGGCGUACUUUGCAACAACAAAUUUGCUUGUUUACAUGUGCCUGGCGAGGUGUUUGUAGACGCACUACAGAUGGGAAUGACACCAAUGUAUUUAUCAAAGCUGUUAAUGAGUUGAACAUUGAUCACACGUGUAUAAAUGAAUACUGUAUUGUUAAUGUAUGAAGGCAGCCCCCAGCGAUGCAUGUUGGUGUUGAACCGGCCGACCCCUGUACGGAGCCGGUUCAGGGCGACCCACUCUUUGCGGGGCUGGUCUGAGCUGGGUGGG